Diorhabda carinulata is the source of this 2095-nucleotide messenger RNA. RefSeq names its product tigger transposable element-derived protein 4-like. Gene Ontology annotation, cellular component: nucleus. Gene Ontology annotation, molecular function: DNA binding. Lineage: Eukaryota; Metazoa; Arthropoda; Insecta; Coleoptera; Chrysomelidae. The transcript has a single exon. The coding region runs from base 86 to 1315 and encodes 409 amino acids. The record is from RefSeq and is a predicted model, not a curated record.
GGGUGUUUUCUGUUGUUAUUUUGUUUACUUUUCCCAUCAGUUGUUCUUGUGCUUCAAAGGGCGAGCUCAGUGUCAAGUGUUCAAGAUGUCCAAAAGAAAAUCGUUGACAAUUGAAGAAAAAGCAAACAUUAUUUGGAGACUGCAAGAAGGUGAGUCUAAUACGAUGUUAUCUAAAGAGUUCGGCGUUUCCCACUCAACGAUAUCCACUGUGUGGGCAAACAAAGAAAAAAUAAGACGUUGUUUUGAAGAGAAAUCUUUUUUGGUUAAGAAAGUUAGAAGGACUCAGCACACCGAUCUAGACAAAGCAUUACUUCAAUGGUUUAAACAGCAUAGGGAGAAAAACGUUCCUAUUAACGGCCCGAUUUUACUUACAAAAGCACGAGAAUUUUCCGUAAUGCCGAACAAAGAUUUCCAACCCGACCCAUCGUGGGUUCAGAGAUUUCGUAAUCGCCAUAAUAUCGUCUUCGCAAAAAUGUCAGGUGAAUCGGCAGCUGUUCCUGCAGGGGUGAAGGAUCGUUGGCUUGGUAACGUUUGGCCGAAAAUUCGCGAAGGCUACGUGGAUGAAGAAAUCUUCAACUGCGACGAAACCGGGCUAUUUUACAAACUCACUCCUGACAAAACUUUCAAGUUUUUGGGCGAAAAAUGCUCUGGUGGAAAACACUCGAAAGACCGUGUCACCGUUCUAGUUGCGGCUAAUUUGACAGGGAGUGUUAAAAAAAAGUUAGUGGUCAUCGGAAAAUCAAAAAACCCGCGGUGUUUCAAAAACGUUAAGAACCUACCAGUGCAAUAUGAACACAACACAAGGUCAUGGAUGACAUCCCAGUUGUUUGAAAAACUUUUGCGCGAGUGGGAUGGAGAGCUAAGAAGGGAAAACAAGAAAAUUUUACUCUUAGUUGAUAAUUGCCCAGCACAUCCUCAUGUGGCAUCUCUAAAAUGCAUAAAAUUAGUUUUCCUGCCAGCAAACACUACAUCUGUGCUUCAACCAAUGGACCAAGGGGUCAUAAAGGCACUAAAAGUUAAUUUCAGGAAGCUAUUGGUAUUGAAAAUGAUCGACAAUAUUGAACAUAACGUUAAUUUGCUACAAGCAAUAAUAAUGGUCUCAAAAGCUUGGGAUAGAGUGGACGGUGACACAAUAAGAAAUUGUUUCCGUCAUGGAGGAUUUCUUAGCUCUGAUAACUCAGAAUCCAAUUCAACGUCGAAUACCGAAAAUCUGGCGGAUUGGGCAGAAAAUAUUAAUUUACCUCCCGAAAUGGGGGUAAAUAUCGAUUUUAAUCAAUAUGCUGCUGUCGAUGAAAACCUCGUCAGAGCUAACUGACGUCGAGAUAAUAGCAUCAGCUUCUCACUCAAAUGAAAAUCAUUCCUCAGAAGAAGAUGAAGCGGAAGAUUCAACGUCAUCAGCGGAAUUUCUUCCUCCUUCGGCCAGCUCUGCAAUGAAGGCGAUGUCAACGGUGAGAAAUUUUUUUUAUUUUGAGGAAGAGCCAAAGCCACACGUCAAAGAUGCUCUGAUGGUCGUGGAAAGAGAAAUCGAAAAAAUUUACUACGAAAAACACAGCGUCAAGCAAAAACUUAUCACAGAUUUCUUUUAGAUACAUAGUUUCCUUUAUUUUAUUCAUCUAUGUAUAUUGUUUACUUAAUAUCAUUACACUAAAUAUUAUAUAUGUAUGUAUAUUUAAUUUUAAUACAUGUAAUGCUAAGUUUACACUUGUAUUUUAUUCCCUUUUUUUUAUUUUAUUCUCUCUUCUAAAAUUUAUCAAUGGGGUGGUUAUAACGACCACCGGUUAUAACGACCAGGUUUCUCUGACCCCUUGGCGGUCGUUAUAAACAAUUUCUACAGUACUGUAUUGUUUUUUACCAUGGCUUCGAAAAGAAAACGUGUUGUGCUAUCGUUAACGGACAAACUGAAAAUUAUAGAGCAACUCGAUAAAGGUGUAACGGGUAAGAAGUUGUCUGAGAUUUAUGGUGUUGGAGAAGCAACAAUAUGUGACAUUAAAAACAGUAAGUCAACACUUUUAAACUUUGUUUGGGUGUUUGAAAAUGAAGAUGGAAGUUCCUCCAGGAAAACAAUGAAGACAGCAACCAACAAAAAUUUGGAAGA